Molecule: messenger RNA, 2430 nt
Organism: Aspergillus uvarum CBS 121591
Lineage: Eukaryota; Fungi; Ascomycota; Eurotiomycetes; Eurotiales; Aspergillaceae
Exons: 1
Coding region: 1-2430 (809 amino acids)
Source: RefSeq, a predicted model, not a curated record
AUGGUCAAAGGACAGCUACAAGCCGGUGCGGGGAAGCCGGCCAAGAGCCGAAAAGAUCGCUUUGUCCCUGCCAUCUCACGCCCGGGGGUGAAAUGGCAUGAGAUUCAGUAUCCCGAUCCAGAGCUCCGUUUUGAAAAGCUAGCUGUGGAGACCCUCCCUGACCCCCCCAAGGACUUCACCAUCGGCGGAAAACGAUAUACAGGGCUCACCAAGGGUGGGCAUGCCAGAAAGGAGGAUCUCGAGCUGUUGCUGCCGUUCCUGGACUGGGGCUUUGAUCAUGAUCUGAUAGUAGGCGAAGCCACCUGCGACCAGCUGGGCGCUAUGAUUUUCAAGCUUAUCUACAACCGAGCCCCUCAACAUCAGCCCCAGACCUGGAACGAAUUAUUCGACGUGACGAGAGACGCGGGCCCACGUUUGCUGUCAACGAAGAUCAACCGGCCAUGCAUCCCAAUCAGUCGGUACUACCCCAGUCUUAAAAGUGGACCGGUUAUGCAGCUUGAGCAGAACUUUCAGAGACCGCUGGACACGUCUCCAUUUCUUUCAGAUUUGUGCAUUCACCGGAUGUGUUUGCCCUCGACUGGUGGCGCUAUAAGUACCAAUGUUACUUUGCAACCUUACCCUCAGAAUGAGAACAGCACUAUACUUGAUUCGAGUCUCUCACUUCCAUCGUCUCUUCCAGUAAUUCCACUCGCCGCUCAACCCGCAAGCAUGAUGAUUUCGCACAACGACCCUUCCGACGAAAAGACCAAGUCGGCCCAGUCUUUCGGUCUUUCUCAGAACACACCUGUAGAUCCAGCUCAGACAACCGAACCUUGUCUCAAGAUCGAAGCUACAGAGCACGCCGUCUUGCAGGGUACGAACUCGAACAACGACAUCACCAUGGGGGAGCCGCUGUCUCAUGGUCGAGAUCCCGUGUCGUCUGACGAAUCGAGUAUGCUUGAUGCACUGAUUGUGGUCGCCCAGCUGUUGAGGUUGGACUCAUCAAAGGACAAGUGUGAUGAGAGCGAGAGACAGACUUUCGACGAAGCGGAGCUCACCUUUUGCGAAGCUAUAAACCAAGACUGGGACACCUGCACCCACGAAGAAGGCGCUCGACUGAUAACUCGCCUCAAAGCUGAACUGGAGAAACUCAACAUCAACAUUGAUACAACCCUCAAGAACGUGCGAGACGCGUGGAUGGCAUUGACGAAGUCCUUCACCCAGUUCGACUAUUUGUCUGCGAAGAGAUACUUCGCGUGUUCCUGUUUGCCUGACCAUCUCCAAUUUCCCUUCGUUGACGAGGGGCUUGCUGUGAAACACCGCAUAUUCAUGCCACUCGCUGAGAGCGCCGGCACAAAUGAAGUGACCAUACAGGAUCUCCUGGGUCGUUGGUUUGGAAGGCGGUGGAGCGAGGAUUGUGUCCUCUGUAAAAGGCCUGGCUCCGUGGAUACGGAUACGGUAUUUCAGAGCACUCCCUUGUGUUUAGUGGUUGCCCCCGAUCUCAGAACCUCCCUUCAUGAGCACACGCGUGAGAUCAACAUCGAAUACAUUGACUUUACAGGCACUGUAUGUACUGCGUCCUACAGGUGGAUAGGAGGCAUCUACUGCAAUGACAGCCGCCUACGUGUCUACUGGACUGAUACUGAAAUUGGUGAGCACGAUAGUGGAAAUAUCCGUGCUUAUGAGAGCCGUCUGAGAUCGGAUAUCAUGGUCCAAUCCAACGCUCAGCCCAAGCCUUUCAAUCGAGUGCCCUCAGCUUGGUGGGAGAAUAAGUCUGUCCCACUACUGUUCUAUGAGUUGAUCUGGAGACCAGAACCCGAGCUCUUGAGAAGACCCACUGAAUUCCUUGGUGACAUGGUUGCAGAACUGGAUAACCCUGAACACCAGCUGAUGACACAGGCAACCAUGACUGCCAGCCUUGCAGUUCCUGCCCUUCGCAACCAGCUAAUGACACCACCGACCACUACUUCCAGCCCUGAAGCUCAUACUCCAAAUAACCAGCUGAUGGCACAAAUGCCCGUUCCCCUCCCCAAGGUUGAUGCCGCUCACAGCCAGCUGAUCACACCAUCGAGCCAUGCAGGGCAGGAGGAGGUGCAAUACUCGGAAUCUCCAUAUGGAUAUGGCUACGGCGACUUCAUCGGCGAGGAAGUUUUCUCAGUCUUCAGUGGCGGUCACAUGGCCAUGGACGCUUCUUUGCCAUCAGUCCAGGCACCAGAAUAUGAGUCAUACACCCAAAUUGUUGAGGCGGAUCUCGCAAUGAUCGAAGGUGGUUUUGAAGAGCUGUUGAACAAUUCCGCUCUGCAGAUUGAUUGGUCUUUGGUUUCCGAUGAGCCUGAUUAUUCAGCCUCUGCUGAAAAUGAUGUGAGGUAUCAGCAGGAAAGUACUGAUGGAGUGAUGCAGGAUGUCUUUAGAGGUGGCGAUACCGAUGACUUGAAGACCGUUGAAGAGUGA